AUGACUGAAUUAAUUGAAAUUCGUCCACUAAAAACAGUGAAACAGCGACAAUCUCCUCCACGUUCAUAUGCAUUUACAACAGUUCAAGCAUCAUCAUCUGAUUCUUCAGAAGAUGAAAAUAGUUCAAAUGAAGAAUCACCAUUCAUUCUUAAAUUAAAACCUUCAAAAUCAUCGAAGCGAAAUAAUACAAUUCAAACAUUACCAAUAAUUCUCAAUACACAACCAGCUAAAAAAAAGAAAAAAUCCCAUAAGAAACAUAUACAACAAUUUCUUAUUAAUACACAACCACCGUCAUCACCAAAGAAAAAAGAAAUUGUUAUUAAACAAAUAAUGGAGCCUACAUUAUCUUCAGGAAUUCAAUAUGUACCUAUGCCAGCUCUAACGCCACCAUUAACGACAAUAAUCGAAAGAAAACCUCUUGUUUAUCAACGUGUUUAUACACCGACUUUAAUUGAAGAACAUUCAAAUGAUUUUUAUAGUUCUUAUGAAUCACCUGUUAGACGACUUGUACGAGCUCAUCCAUCGAAUACAAAAAGUGUUCAUUUACCAAAACAUGCAAAAAAAUUAGUUAAUCGAUUUUUAACUGGAAUUGAACAUGCACAUAGUCGUCGAUAUGAUGAUGGAAGUGAUAGUGACUGUAGUAUCGAUGAUUGUAAAGUAUGUCGUCGAUUUCGAUCAGCUAUGAAUGAAGGUAAACGAAGAAGUUAUAGUGACGAACCACAUAAACAUAAACAUGGUCAUUCGAAGAAUUGUAAAGUAUGUAAUUUAUUAGAAGAAUCGGAUUUUGUUAUUUCGACAACAAAAGAUCAUUCAACGCCUAGUACCAAAAAACGAGGAAAAAAUAUUCAUGUAGUUGAAAGUUUUCCAUCAAAUGUUAAAUCAACAGUAGAAACAACAACAACCACAACAACAACACAACCAAAAUUAGUAGCUAAUAAUGCACCAGCAGCAGUUUCUUCUAUUCCAAUACAACCAUCUUAUUAUCCAAUGUCCUAUCCAACUUAUGUAGAUCCAAACACUGGUCUUACUUAUGCUUACGAUCCAAAUUGGCAAUAUAAUCCAUCUGCAACAGGAGUUCCCUAUGAUUAUUCAUCUUACUAUACCAAUCCAGCUUAUAUACAAAAUAAUCCACGAUACGAAGCGUACAAUACUACUGUACCUGCAGUAACAGUUGCUUCCAAUCCAACAACACAACAGCAAGAACAUAUUCAAACGACAACAACAGUCAGUCCUAAUCCUUUAAUUGAUAAGGGAACAUAUACAUAUAUGCCAACUGAUAAAAAAAAACACAAGUCAACUAAAAAAACAGUAGUUGUUCAUACAUCUCGAAAUCCAACACCACCAGCACCAAAAAUUGUUAUUGAACAACCACGUCGAUCUCGAUUACCACGAAAAAUUCAAUCAACUACUGUAUUGAAAGAACGAACCACACAAACACCAUAUACAACAACAACUACUUAUGUUCGAACUUAA
Messenger RNA from Rotaria sp. Silwood1, 1473 nucleotides. The record is from the annotation of a GenBank genome assembly. Lineage: Eukaryota; Metazoa; Rotifera; Eurotatoria; Philodinida; Philodinidae.